UAUAUUAGCAAAGGGAGAGAUAACAACAUUCAGGGAGUCACAUAGACGAGAAUAAAAUGAAGAUUACAAGGGGUCAGGGCCCCAACGAAAAACAACAUUUGCUCUAAACACAGCAUGAAUGACCUUGUUUGACAAAACAAAAAGAACCACCUCACUGUAAAAUGCUCAAAUAAGCCGUAGAUAAAAGGAGCUUUGCGAAAGGCUGCAGUUGGUUUCCCCUCACCUCAUCUACAAGAAGGCCAUUAUAAGAACCAUCCCAUCAUGCAUCCUCUGGCGCCAAAAACAGCAAAGUUGCGCAAAGCGCCCCCUCAUCAUGCCACCCAUAUAGUCCCCUCCCAUCUCCGAUCGAUCGAUCGCUCAGUGAUCACCCGCCACGCUCUCACUCGGCCACUGCAGCUGCCACUCUCUCAAGCCAACCAAGGAAACCACCGCGCGCGUGAACCUGCGCACGCGCGCCGUGAGAGUGAGAGAUGCAUCCGCUUCACCGCUCUCUCCUCCUCCUCUACGCGGCGGCGGCCGCCGGGUUCUUGCUGCUCUCGCCGGCCCACUGCGCCGCCUCGGCAUUGCCGGAUCCGGCGCCGCUCGACCCGGCGGGCCUGUUCAUGCCCUCGGCCACGCCGGCGCAGCCCGGCUCCGCCACGAUCCCGGCGUUCCCGGAGCAGUCGGACGCCGUCUCCGGGGCCUCCUCCACGUGCCCGCUCGACCCCUCCCCGCGGCUCCUCCCGGCCGUGCUCUCCUCCUGCGACGCAGACGGGGCGCUGCCCUCGAGGCUGCGGUGCUGCCCCGCGCUGGCCGCGUGGCUGUUCGCCGCCUACGCGCCCACCGCGCUCGCGGCGAGGCCGGCGCGACCGGCGUCGGCGGCGCCCGUGGACAUGCCGGUGCCUCCGGACGACUCGGAGGCGUGCGCGGGCGCCGCGGACCGCGCGCUGCGGUCCGAGGGGGCGGCGCUGCCGCGCCCGCCGGGCGCCAACGGGACGUGCGACGUGGCCUUCUGCUACUGCGGGGUGAGGCUGCGGCGGCUGACGUGCGGGGCCCAGCCGACGGGUGCCGGCCAGUGGGUCCCGGCGGAAUCGGCGGCGAGGAGGCUGAAGAGGGACUGCGCGCGGCCCGGCGUCCCCGGCUGCUCCAAGUGCCUCCGUGCUCUUUCCACGAUAAAGGCGGGAUCCGGCGGCGGCGAGACGGCGGUUGCGGCGUCGGGGAAGCUGCAGGCGGCCGCGUCGAGCGAGCGGGACUGCCAGCUCAUGGGCCUCAUGUGGCUGCUGCAGCGCAACGCCACGCGCUACGGCGCAGCGGCCACGGCCGUGAUCCGGGCGCAGAUGGCCGCGGACGAGGCGUCCGCCGUGGGCGUCGCGGCGGUGGCGGGGCCGGCCGCCUGCUCGCUCCCCGUGGACGACAUGCCGUUCGCGGCCGAGUACGGGAGGCUCAGCGGGGCCGGCGGACGGCCAACCGCCCUCCGCCGCUUCCACCUGGCUCUGCUCGCCAUGUUCAGCGUGAUCUGCUCGCUGUAGCACUGCGCAGGCACUCGUGAUCGGGUUUAAAUUUGGUAUACGGUUGUCCACCUGUAUGACCCGGUGCGUUUACGUGAGAGCUAGUGGUGCACUGCAAAUUCCAUGGUUCGUUAAUACACGUACAAUGAACUCUGAAAAACUAAGGAUGUUUCAGUGAUCACGAUUCAGCUGAUCAGGAGCAAGAACCAAACCAGGUUCCUCCAAAACUCACAAAGAAAAUGAUGUUGCGCAAUGGAGCUGUAUUUUUUUUUCCUAA
Triticum aestivum (bread wheat) is the source of this 1764-nucleotide messenger RNA. RefSeq lists its product as uncharacterized. The record is from RefSeq and is a predicted model, not a curated record. The transcript is spliced from 2 exons. Lineage: Eukaryota; Viridiplantae; Streptophyta; Magnoliopsida; Poales; Poaceae. The coding region runs from base 471 to 1508 and encodes 345 amino acids.